Messenger RNA from Penaeus vannamei (Pacific white shrimp), 396 nucleotides. Lineage: Eukaryota; Metazoa; Arthropoda; Malacostraca; Decapoda; Penaeidae. The record is from RefSeq and is a predicted model, not a curated record.
UCAAACAUAUUCGUACUCAUACUGGGGAGAUGCCCUUUGCAUGUCCCCAUUGCCCACAUCGCUCGGCACAGAAAGGAAACCUAAACAAUCACAUUUUCAAUCAUCAUGGAAAGGGUGGAUCUGGACAGUGAUGCCCCAAGGACAAGCAAGAACGGAACUCCUGCAGGUGGGAGGGGACUUGGAGCCACCAACAGGAUGCACCAGUGUCCAUAUUGUGAAUAUACUACCUACUUCACCACUAACUUGAGAAACCACAUGAGGAGACACACAGGCGAGAAGCCAUACUCUUGCCAAUACUGUGCCUAUAGUGCUAUUACAAAGCAGAGUUUAGAAAGGCAUUUACGCACUCACAAAAGGUCAAACAUUUGCAUGCCGUUUUUGUCCAUACACAACUGA